Molecule: messenger RNA, 6067 nt
Organism: Bursaphelenchus okinawaensis
Lineage: Eukaryota; Metazoa; Nematoda; Chromadorea; Rhabditida; Aphelenchoididae
Source: the annotation of a GenBank genome assembly
AUGAUGGACGAUUGUUACCAUGAGGAGUCGAAGCACAACGCAGAAAACUUGAAUCAGUGGGUAAGAACUUCUUUGCUGAAUGCUUUGAACUCACUGAAACUAACAAGAAGGAACGCGUCAAAAAGAAUUGGUCGGCUUUCAGUGUAUUUAUAUAGUGAAAAGGUCGUAUUCUUUAUGGCGCGGCUUAGAUUUUUGGUCAUAAAUAUGUCAAAAUAAUAAAUUUUUUUGGUUGGUCAAGUAAUAGUUAGAAUAGUCUGUAAGUUUUAUUUUGAACCAAGUUUUAUUUUUUCCACAAACUUUUUGACCGAUGUAUAACAGCUUUAAGUCGCGUCAAAAAGAAUUGGUCAUCUUUCAGUGUAUUCAUAUAGUAAAAGUGAUCAAUUCUUUUUGACGCGGACUAAUAACAUUGCUUUAUUGAUGUUAAACUUGAUCUUAUGAUUUUAACUUUCGAUUUUAUGAAGAGAUGACAUUUUUAAUAAGUGAUAAACGUUACAUUGUAGUCAAAUGCGACCUGCCCGGAUGACUAUGAAGAGCUUGCUCAAGCUGUUUCUAAUACCAACCUCCAGACCGGUCUAUCCGACCCCGAGGUCCGACUGCUACUGGAGGAGCAAGAGAAGAUCAACAAGGCUGUGAUGGCAUUGGAGGAGGUGGAUAUUGAGGUACCGAAACGAUUGGGCGUUUCUAUCAAUUGUGAUGGUGAAAAGUUACUGUACGAUGAUACCACGGCUUCGGAAAAUGAAUACAGCUACUUUUUCAAGGAUCUGUACCUAAAGUUUAUUCUAAAGUAGGUUUUUAGGUAUAAAAAUGGGUUUUUUGUGAGCUGUUGGUUAUAUUACUUUGAAUGUUGUGGUUUUGGAUUCAGAAAUGCAAGAACUUUCUUUAUAAAACUAAAAACGGCAAGAACUUUCUUUACAAAACAACAAAUGGCAAGAACUUUCUUUACAAAACAAAAAAUGGCAAGAACUUUCUUUACAAAACAACAAAUGGCAAGAACUUUCUUUACAAAACAUAAAAUUGCAAGAACUUUCUUUACAAAACAAAAAAUAGCAAGAACUUUCUUUACAAAACAAAAUUUUAAAUAUUUCAAUUUUAGUGACGCCGAAGGGUAUGUUGAAGUUCGAACCGACUACCCCACCUCGUAUACGGAAUGGGAAGUUGUGGCUCAAGUCCGUUUCUCGACUUCGACCAAUUUGUCCAGCUUUAAAGUGGUCGAUGGUGCUGUGUUUAGUUUUGGCAAGUACGACCGACCAGUCCGGCUUGAACUCGACCAUUCCAAAGGCCAAAUCAAUGCUAUCAGGGUCGAUAUGAGACUGAUUAGAUAUGUAAGAGCUUUUUUGAAUAUUUGGUUGUUCAGUUAAAUAUGAGCUCCUUUUUAAAGAACAUUUUUGGUGUUGAAAGGCACAGAAUUUUUUGAACAAUUGAAUACUUUGUUUUUGUUCUUUGUAUAACUUGUGACUGGCUGCGGGACCAGGGUUUUGCUUGUUUUAUUUAAAAAACGAAGGAACUUUCUUUACAAAACUCAUUUUUUCGAAAAACCGCAAUAAUUUUUUUUACAGAGGUUUAAAAUGCUUUCAUUGUUUAACUUGCCACUCGCAGGUUGCGGGGUAUGAUUUUUGUCAAUUUUUUUAAAAAAUCGCAAAAACUUUCUUUACAAAACUUAAUUUUUGAAAAACCGCAAAAACUUUAUUUAAAAUUUUUAAUCUAUUUUGAAAGUUUAAUUUUUUUUAGAAUUUUGAAAAAGUGUCGCCAUCCUUCUUCCGCGACACCGAUGUCACCAUCACAUUUGACGAUGGCAAGGACGACAUUUACAGUUACAAAAACUUUUUGCAAUUGUACUCGUUUGGCUUGGCCAAUAUGAUUAAGCAAAGCACCGAGUUUGAUGCGUACGCCAACCCGAUUAUCCAUCUACCGGCCGAGGAUCGACCACUGGUCACGGAAUUGCUGGUCUAUUUGGGACCCAACAUCCGACCGAUCCACCCCCGAUUCGUCAAAUUGUGCCAUGCUGCCAAAAAGUACGCCUCCCAGACGGUAUUGAUUGAUGCUGCCAAGUACUUUCUACAGCAUUGUUCGGUAUGUUUCAGCUUUUUUGGGUUGAAGGGGAGGGAGGUAAGGGAAUGUUAGGGGGUGUGCUAUUGUAGGGUAGGGUAGUUUAAGGUACAGUAGGGUAGUGUAGGGUAGGCUACGGUAGUACAGGCUUGGAUACUGUAGUGUUGACUCAGUUAUCGUAGAGUAAGGGAGGAUACUGUAGAGUAGACUACUGUAGGAUUGGAUACUGUAAUCUAUGCUAGGGCACUGUUAGUGUAGCCUGGUCGACUGUAAAGCGGGGUGGGGUACUGUAAGUGAGGGCAGGUUAGGCUACUCUAAGAUAAAAUACUUCAAUUUAUGGGAUUAUUUUAUUUUGUAAACAAAGUUUCUUCCAUUUUUAGCCCUACAUGUCAUCUCUAACACAACGAGUCACAGAAGCAAUUCACUGUAACCUUGGCGAAGAGGUCAUUCCCAAGUUGAUUUUCGAUGCCGUCAAGAACAAGGAAUGGUCGAAAGUGAUCAGCCAAGUCAGUGAACCAAGCACCUUGUUCUCGGAAGAUGUCUACAACAACUUUGUCGCUCCAGCCUGCAUUCAAGCUCAGAAAAAGCGAAAUUUCGAAUUUCCGACCAAAGAACAGUUGAUCUUGAGGUGAGUGGAAGGAAAGUUGUUGCGGAAUUUGGAACCAUUGGGUUUGGAAAGAAAGUUUCUUCAUAUUAAAAGAAUAGGGGUUGGAAAGAAAGUUAUUGUGGUUUUUUGUAAAAUUAUUAUUUGUAAAGAAAGUUCUUGCAAAGUUUUGUUUUGUAAAGAAAGUUCUUGCCAUUUUCAGGGCUCGAACUGCAAGCGACCCAAAUGUAGUCAAGUUGACCUACAGUGGAGUCACAGUACUGGCCCACGAAGGAGUGCUACAAGCCCAAAGUAUGGCCAAGUUUGGUACUAGUGCUGAUUUGGAAGCUAGAGGUAAGGUUGUAAAGAAAGUUCUUGCAAUUUCUUGUUUUUUUUCAUCUUUUGAAAUUUAAACUUAACAAUCGCAUUUUUAGAGUAUUACCCAAUCUUCAGCGUGGCCACCCGUGAAUACCUCCAGAAGCUUCACAUCAAUCUGGAGCACUUUCUCAACGAAUUCCUGGAUUUUGCUUAUUAUGGGAAGGGCGUCUGCAACAAGUGCAUCAAGCCCAUGCUGAUUUUUGCUCACGACAAUGAACUGAAGUUUUUGAAGGCCAAAAUGGAAGAGGUAAGCGAUUGGAAACGGGUUAUAUUGCUUUGUAAAGGAAAUUUGGAAAUGAACGAAAUGUCACAAAAAAUCAAUAGUCUUUGUGAAAUUUCAUCUUAAUAUUUUGGGGUUUUUUUGUCAUUAAAAAGCAAGUAGGAGUAGUUUUUUGUCAUGCACUUUUUGAAGAAUUUUGAAAUUUUUAAAAAUAAAUAUUUUUUGUGACAUUUUGUCAUUUUUGACGUUUGUCGCUUUAUGGUUCCUAAAUACAAAGCAUAGGCAUUUUUUAAGUUAGUUUUACAUAAUUGAGUGAUUUUGACUUUUUUGAAAAUAAUUUUUGUGACAUUUCGUCCUUUUUUGAAAUUUUUUAUGAUACGACCUUGGAAAGUAAAAAUAAUCAAAAAAUUGAAUUUUUAAAUGGUUUAAAGAAAGCUAAAAUAAUUUUUAAUUUUCAAUACACCGCUAUUUGAAUGACAUUUCGUCUUUUCAGGCCAUUAUGCGUGAACCACCAAUUACAUCGACGAUGCUGAAGGAGCACUUCGUACUGGCUUCGAAGUACAAUCUGGAGAAUCUGAUGCGAUUGAGUUUAUUGCGAAGCGAAGGCCAUUAUCUGUCGUUGGCGCAGGAACUGAUUAACAUGACUGGAGUGGUGAAUGAGCUGAGUUUGUCAACCAUGAGGAAGCUGGCGGAUCGACUGUGCUCGAGAUGGUCGUUGGUCGAUUGGAAGAUGGCAGAGUGGUAAGAUUUUGAAGUUUUUUGAAAUAGUUUGUUUUGGAACGAAAGUUCUUGCCGUUUUGUGUUUUGGAAAGAAAGUUCUUGCUAUUUUUUGGAUUGUAAAGAAAGUUCUGGCCGUUUUGUGUUUUGGAAAGAAAGUUCUUGCCAUUUUUUGUUUUGUAAAAAAAGUUUUUGCAGUUUUUUGAAAAAAUAAUGUUUUGGAAAGAAAAUUAUUGCGGUUUUAAUUUGAUUACUUUCAGCAAUGCCACCAGAAAAACCUGCCGUCGCUUGUUUCUAGGCAGCGGAAGACCAAUGGAGAGGAUAACCGAUCCAACCCCAACUCACGUAACCAACACUGUUGGGGUUGGCUUAGCGGGGAAUAACAACAGGAACGUGAAUGUUGUACGUUUUUUCAUGCUUUCAUUCAUUUUUACAGUACUUUCAUUUAUUUCCUCAUUUCAAAGUUACAACUAGUGACAUAACAAUAACAGAUAUCAAAAGAUUAAAUCGGGUUACCAUCAUUGUAUAUGAGGUACUGCUCUCGCCAGUUGCCAAUGGAGGUAGCCAAAGAAGUGUACCAUCCCGUUCCUUGACUGCACUCCAUUUAUUCUCUUCCGCAAAUUUGAACGAAAUCAUCCUCCCAUCUUAUUCUAGGUUUCCUAAUCCUUCUUUUUCUCUUCGUCUUCCAGUUUAGAGCCUUCCAGUCCAGCCGUUCAGUUCCAGCUCUAGCAAUUUUCAUUGCGACUUCUACCACGUCCUUCAACUUAGUGCGUGUCCUCAUUCGUCUGCUUCUUAUUUCAUCCAUUAGUUUCAGGCCCAACAUCGCUUGCUCCAUUUUUCUUUGGCAUCGUUUGACCUCCUACUUGUUUUCCAUUUUUAGCGCCCAACUUUCAGGCCCAUAAGUCAUCGCGAUUAGUAUGCACUAUUGAAGUACCUUUUUUUGAUCUAUAUUUCAGUCUUUCUACUGGUCAGGAGAUCAUAUUUAGCUCUGAAAGCGGCCCAGAUUUCCUGAAUACGCUUUUGAACUUCAAUGUCAAUUCUUCUAGGCAUUUCGAAGUGUUUUCCGAGGUAUUUGUAUCAAUUUGUCUUCUGAAUUGCUUCACCAUACACGUGCAGUGCUCCUUCAACUUCUGCCAUCCCAUGAUCUUCUAUUUGUUUAUCACUAAACCAAUCCUCGCACAUUCUUCCGUUAAUCCGUCCAGCAUUCGUUGCACCUCAUCCGUAUUUUUCGCCACCAGUACAAUAUCAUCGGCAUAACGUAACGUUUUAAUCCAAGUGUCGCAACUUCUCACAUUCAGUCCAAAGCCACUCCAAUCUAACUUCUCCAGCGCAUUUUGUAAGAUUAACAAAUAGCAAUGGUGAUAGAGUAUCACACGUCAAGAAAAACCACCUGAAAUGAUGGCCAUAUUAGAAAAUUUAAAAAAUUUUAAUUAAAAAGCAAAAAAUCGACUUUUUAGGUCCAAAUUCACUACUCUACACUGAUUCACAAUUCUCACCAGAAUGGCUCACUGACCGCUUUGAAGCACUAUGGGAUUGUCUUGCGGAAGAAGCCGGUAAGUUUUCAAUAUAAAUUUAUUCAAAUUUAAAAAAAAAUUAAUUAACAAAGAAGAUCAAGUUCAAUUUUUCACGAGCUUCCAAAAAUUUAGAAAAGUGGACCAAAUUCAAUUUCUCAAAAAAAAAUUCAACUUUUCAAAAGUUAAUUGGAGGGGGGGGAGGGGAGGAUAAAAGUUACUAGAGGAAACCAAAUCCACCUUUUUUUCAAAAAAAUUCCGACUUUUCAAAAUUUAACAGAAAAAGACAGACACAAAAAGUUCAAUUUUUUCCAGGUCGAAAUCAAAAAAGGCAGACUUCCCCGCUUUCAACUGAUGGGUCCAAUCAAGUACAAGGAAGCCUGUUUGAUGGUCCGCAAAUCCCUGCCACCAGCAAAAAAGCGCAGGCAAUCGGAGCGCCAAAUCGACUGCAUUAUCAGUCGUAUCUUGACAGAUGAAUUCAAUGAGACGGAGGCAUGUUUUACACCAUACUAUCUCUACACGGCCAUUGGGUUCAAGGUGUUGAAGAACGACUUUAUUCCCAUGAAAGCAACCCAGUUUUACAGUUACUUUACUGUCAAGGAUGCAGAUUAA